CUCGGUGUGAUCAACACAACGGGCUGUCGUUUUACCAACGAGUACUAAGCUCAGAGAAAUUUCCCGUAUGAACGUUCGCCUAAGCUAAGGUACUCGGCCAUCGUCAAGCAUUCUUCCAUCUUCUGUUCCUCUACGCUAAACCAUGGCGCCGCGGUCCGACAACGGACGGCCUAAUAGCCGGUUCUCGGAGCUCAUAUUCUUGGGAACGGGCUCUUCAACUGGAGUCCCAACCCCCCUUUGUGUCACACAGCCGACCGACCCGCCAUGCGCCGUGUGCCACAAGGCAAUAGCGGACCCUCCUGAGCGAAACCCCAAUUACCGGUGCAAUCCGUCGCUUAUGAUUCGAUACCGGAGCCGAUCUUAUACAGCGGAUGAAGGUGUGACUGUACGCAGGGAGCUUGCUAACGAUUGCUGUGAUUCCAACGGGGUCGCCGAGGCGAACUCCAGAGAAGGGACAGAUGGGAGGCGGGAGAGCUGCACUUCAGAAAGUGCCGACCUGACGGAUUCCGUCGAUCUGACGGAUUCCGUCGACCUGGCUCUGUCGCCUGGCGAGCAGUGGCGGUACAUUCAGAUCGACGCGGGCAAGUGCUUUCGGGAGCAGGUGCUGAGGUGGUUCGUGCGGCGCAACAUCCCCACCAUCGACGCGCUGAUUCUCACCCACGAGCAUGCUGACGCCAUCCUAGGCCUGGAUGACGUCAGAGGGCUCCAGCGCAUUCCUCUCCACCCAGCAGACCACGUGGCGCCCCUCUCCGUGUUCCUCGCCCACCACUGCAUGGCCAGUGUGCGGGAGAAGUUCCCCUACCUCACACUCACCCCCGCUCGCCCAGCUCCGUUGCUCCCCUCCCUGCUACCGUCGGCUGCUCCUGCUGCUCACACUGGUGUCACUGACACUACUGAUGCUGACACUACCAACGCUGGUGACACUACCAUCGCUGGAACUACUACCACUGACACUACUAAUGCGGACACAGGUGUCGGUGUCACUAGGGGGGGAGGCGUGACGAAAGUAUCUCGGCGGGUCUCGCGAAUCGAUUGGCAGAUCAUUGAAGAGAGUGUGGCGGCUCCCUUCAGUGCUGCUGGGCUUACAGUCACUCCCCUGCCGGUGCAGCAUGGGGAGGACUACAUCGCGUUGGGGUUUGAGUUUGGGUUCCCCCAUCGCAUCGUUUACAUCUCAGAUGUCUCCAAAAUUCCUCCAACCACUCUAGCAUACUUGAAGGCCAGGCAGCAGCAUGUGGGUCGGAUACACCUUCUGGUCAUGGACUCGCUCUACUUUGAUCACCCACACGCUACUCACUUCCACCUUCCACAGACUCUGGAUGCAAUCCGGGAGUUGCAGCCAAAGCAGGCCUUUUUGGUUGGCAUGACUCAUGAGUUUGACCACCACAAAGUCAAUUCGCUGCUCCGUGACUGGUCCAUCAAGGAGGAUAUAGAUGUUCAGCUAGCACAUGAUGGUCUUUGUAUCCCCGUGCUCCUAUGAGCUCGAUCAUGGCUGGAAAUGCGAAAAGGGAUGUUGUUCAUUUGAAUGAUGGGAUGCCUUACUCUGUUACUGAUCAAGGUGCAGGUGUCAUUGUAUUAGAAAUGAGGUCCGUUGGGUUUUAACAUGUGUCUGGUGAAGGGCAGCUGGAUGGCAAUGGCAUCUCGCACACGUUGUACUGUGUCCAUGAUGCUGCCAAUCAUCACAGAUUGCUUCUAGAUUUUGUAGUCAUCACAUCUAGGGCCGAAACUGGGGGACGAUAAUUGUCAU
Closterium sp. NIES-67 is the source of this 1744-nucleotide messenger RNA. NCBI's taxonomy places the organism in Eukaryota, Viridiplantae, Streptophyta, Zygnematophyceae, Desmidiales, Closteriaceae. The record is from the annotation of a GenBank genome assembly.